UGCAAGUUGAAUUAAUUAGCGCUUAAAUUUCCCUUCAUCAAAUUGAAGACUAGCAUGCUCCUCGUAUUUGUUCCAAAUAUUUUCUCAACGGGCCUCCUUCCUUUUCCCAUUUCCCUUCCCACGAUCACACACAAACCAGGAAGCAUUAAACCCCUUCCCUGAGAAAAUCUGGGCUACAAAUGCACUUUCUCCUCUCAGUCUAAACCAUAACGAUGUCGCCUUCUUGCUCAGAAUGGUUGCAGGCACCAAUUUACUUCACCGUCUCAGCAGUCCUGGCCUUCAUGGCAAUCUCAACAGCAGUCCAUCACACCGACGAUGCAACCCCACUAACUAAUCCCACCACCUACCGCCUCUCUUUGAACGCCUCUAGAGCUCUUAGAACAUCAGGCUUCAACAUCAUCGCCACUCUUCUCCAGGUUUCGCCUGAAAUCUUCCUGUCUUCUCCGAACUCAACAAUCUUUGCCAUCAAAGAUUCUGCCAUCUCCAACACCUCUCACCCUCCCUGGCUCUUUAAAGAUCUUCUUCAGUACCACACCUCUCCUCUCAAACUUUCCAUGAAUGACCUGCUUGAGAAGCCUCAAGGUAGUUGCUUGCCUACCCUUCUUGAUAGACAGAAGAUUGCCAUAACCAAGAUUGGUGCAAAGAAAAGACUUCUAGAGAUUAAUAACGUCCCACUGUCACAUCCUGAUAUGAUUCUUGAAGGACCCUUGUCAAUUCAUGGAGUUCUCCAGCCAUUUUCUUAUCUUAAUGCUCAAGAUUCUCUCCAAAGUUCGAAUUACAUUCAAUCACCGAUAUGUGAUUCCAAUUCUAGACUGGUUUCUGAUUCCAAGAUUAGUUUCGAAUGGAACCCAAUUAUCCGUUUGCUAAGCGCAAAUGGUUUUGUUUCAUUUGCAAUUGGAUUGCAUUCUGUUCUUGAUGGGAUUCUCGAAGAUCACAUGAACCUAAAUUCGACAACAAUCUUUGCUCCGCUAGAGUUCUCUUUUGUAACAUCUCCUUCUCCAUUGCUAGAUAGAAUUGUGAGAUUUCAUAUACUCCCCCAAAGAUUUACUUUCAAAGAACUUGCUUCUUUGCCUGAGAAAACAUUAUUGAGAACUUUGGUUACCCAUCAAGAUCUUGAAAUCACUGGAGGGGUCAACUCUACCCAAGGAUUAUGUGUCAAUAGAGAGCAAAUCAUUGCACCUGACAUCUUUUCGUCCAAAAAGUUUGUGAUUCAUGGAAUUUCUCAAGCUUUAGGAGAUGGCAGGGCUUCCUAAUACAUCAAGAUUGCAGAGUCUCACAUUACUAAGAGCUGGUUAAUGACCUAGCAAUGUAAGCAAUUGUGUUAGUAUAGAUUGUUAACUUUUCUCUGUUCCUAUAGGAUGUCCCGGAUAGAAUAGUUUCUAAGUGUUCUCAUUCUGUAGAUUGUAAGUGUUUCCCUUUGUAUAGUUUAUGUCACCUGUCUUUUUCCUCAGCUCUGAUAUAUUUACUUCAUUUGUUACGA
Mangifera indica (mango) is the source of this 1480-nucleotide messenger RNA. RefSeq names its product fasciclin-like arabinogalactan protein 21. The coding region runs from base 213 to 1253 and encodes 346 amino acids. The transcript has a single exon. NCBI's taxonomy places the organism in Eukaryota, Viridiplantae, Streptophyta, Magnoliopsida, Sapindales, Anacardiaceae. The record is from RefSeq and is a predicted model, not a curated record.